AUGGAGAUCCUCGUUCAUGUCUCCGCCCCCAGUUCCGCCCGCGACGACGCCCGAUAUCGUGCUCAAGUCGCCGCUAUUCGCGCCUUCGAGCCUAUCUCGCGCCAGCCGCUGAUCGCAGAUGCUGGAGUAACACUAGAAGCCCUGCCACCUGCGGAUGGCCCGGGAUAUGCAGAGAAUGCAGAGCCCGCAGCCUCCUCUUUCCUACUGCAGGCGCCCGAGCUCAUUUCCGCGCCAUCUUCGGUCCCCCGCCAGGCUGUGGACGAUGCAAAUGCAAGUGCGGCAAUAGCUGGCCAGCCAAAUGGAGUGGGCCAGACUAGCAGUGAUAGUCGCUGUGAUCGGGAUUUGAUGCACCAACGGAAAAAGAAGCCGUUGGGCAAUCCGCAGUCCCCUCCAGCGCAUGACCGUCCACUAUCCGAUCCGCCUGUCACGGCUACUCCCAUUGCGAAUUCAAAUCCAAGUCCAUGCCCACGGCGUGAUCGCCAGUCGAUCUUACCCGGUCCUGAUCCUGAGGCAAAUCAAAUCAGGCCCAGUCAUCUGGUCUCAGCACUGGCGCCUGGGAAUCCGAUUAGUGAGGCUGAGCAUCAAAGUGGUCUCGAGGCUCAGCCUCGGUCUCGACUCGCGCCGGACUCACUAGAGAGUAUAAUCAGCGUGAUCCCAGACUCUCAGCCAGAACUAGCUGUAUACGCUGAACGACCAUGCCCCCCAGUACCGCAGGAUUCACCACCGCUGCACGAGGAAGAUCAACCAGAUCACCCACCUAAACGGCGGCGGGUCGGACCCUACCCGCCGUCCCCAGCGGGCCAGACUAUCACCAAGGCCGCAGAAAUAGAAAGUACCAUCACUUCAUGUUCAACACAUCACGAAAAAGAAAAAGCACUUCCAGGGCACGCAGACAAAAGUUCACGUCCUCCCUUGACCCAUCUGCACUCACAUUCGCAUACUCGUCCUUCCCCUUCCCCUUUCCCUUCGCAUGUCCCGAAUCCUGCUUCUGCUUCCGCUUCUGCAGAUGCUGCUGUCUGGGUAACGGAGACCGAGCAGCAGCAGCAUCAGAAGCAGCCUCCUAUUCGAAAUGACCUCUCCUUUCACCAUCAAAACACCCCCUUCUCCAAAUCCCUCCCCCUCUCCCUCAGACCCCCUCCACCCCCAAUAUCCACCUCUACAUUCAAAACACACAUCACACCAACCCUAGCCAUGCUCACCGAGCGCCUCAAACCCGCCCGCACGUACAAGCCAAUUCAUCAAUCCCGGGAACUGGAUACGCUUGAACGCGGGUACUGGGCUAUGCGUGUGAAUAUCGCUCCGACAGAGUCAACGCCAGCACAGGAAGAAACAGAACGAGGGACCUCUGAAGGGGAUUCUGGCGCUGAUCUAUCACCAACCCCCCAAACAUGGACGGAACCACAAUUCACCCACUUCUGGACAUUCCUGUCAAACUUCAUCGCAAAAGACGCCCGCGCAGGGUGGGGCGUAUGGUGUAUUGCCGAACACGUAGAUCCAGAACCGGGAACCAAUUCACCCAAUGCUACCGCUAACAAAACCACAACUACUACAGCAGCAGCAGCAGCAGCAGACAACACGCCCAUAGCGGCCCUGAUAAAAGUCUAUGCAUGGGGCGAAGUCUCUAUGCACAUUUAUCUCAUGCUAUAUCUUGCUAGUGAGCGGCGUGUCCGGGGAAUGGGCUUGAAGUGGGUGGAUUCUUGGGAGGAGGUUGUUAUUCAGAUGCCCUGA
Molecule: messenger RNA, 1728 nt
Organism: Penicillium cataractarum
Lineage: Eukaryota; Fungi; Ascomycota; Eurotiomycetes; Eurotiales; Aspergillaceae
Exons: 1
Coding region: 1-1728 (575 amino acids)
Source: RefSeq, a predicted model, not a curated record